AUGGGGAUGUAUGUUCUUUUAAAUCAGUUGACGACGUUUAAGAGGAGGAGUGCUGUUAAGGUGAGAGUGGUUCGAUCAUACACUGUAAUGGAAAGGAGAGGAUCCUCAGAAAUCAAAAGUAAAGAGUUGGUGCUGCACGACGAAGAGGCAACAGUAAUCCAUGCCUGUAUACCAAAGGACAUUUUACCAAAAUUUCCUGAAAGCUUUUUAGAAGGCAAUGUCUAUUGUUUCAAGAACUUUUAUGUCGUUGCAAAUUGGCAUACAUAUAAGACAAGCAUGCACGAGUUCAUGCUGCAGUUCAAUCACGAGACUAUCAUGAAACAUACUAGGUCAGAUAAUUUCCCUUACCACAUGUACAGACCCAGACCAUUCCAUAUUUUGAAAGGUAAUCCAUCGCUAGAUGCGAAGCAGUUGAUUGAUUUAAUUGGCCGUAUUGUUGAAAUACGUGCUCCCCAAGAAAAAACAAUUUCUGGGCAUAAUACUGUCCUCAUAGACUUUGUUUUAGAAGAUGCUAUGUAA
Molecule: messenger RNA, 519 nt
Organism: Ipomoea triloba (trilobed morning glory)
Lineage: Eukaryota; Viridiplantae; Streptophyta; Magnoliopsida; Solanales; Convolvulaceae
Exons: 3
Coding region: 1-519 (172 amino acids)
Source: RefSeq, a predicted model, not a curated record